This is a messenger RNA of Sitophilus oryzae (rice weevil), 736 nucleotides long. Its product is annotated as protein GET1. Lineage: Eukaryota; Metazoa; Arthropoda; Insecta; Coleoptera; Curculionidae. Gene Ontology annotation, biological process: tail-anchored membrane protein insertion into ER membrane. The record is from RefSeq and is a predicted model, not a curated record. Bases 231 to 713 code for a protein of 160 amino acids. The transcript is spliced from 2 exons.
AUAGAGGGGGCUAAUUAAAAAAAUAAAAAUAAAUACAAAAAUAAUAGGUGUAAAAUAGUAAUAAUAUAGGUGUAUUUCAAAAACGAUUUAAACCUGUGAUUUAAACCAAGAAUUAAAAGGUGAAAAGAUUUUAUGGUGAAACAUCGCUUUCUUGUAUAAUAUUAAGCAAAAUUAAUUCUCAAAAUAUCAAUGAUUAAUAACCUAUAAGUUGAACUUUGUCAAAAAGUAAAAUGGUUUAUUUAUUAAUUAUUUCAACAGCUUUAAGUUUUUUGAGUGCCCAUCCUUCAACAAUAAGCAAUAAGUUCCUAAAAUGGAAUUCAAAGGCCACAAAAGAGGAAAGGGAGUUAUUACAACAAAGAAGUGUUUUAAUUGCAGAUCAGAGACAGCACAGUAUGGUAGAUCAAUUUGCUAAAUAUUCUAAAUUGCAAAGAAGAAUAAACGCUAUCGAUGAGAAAUUAAAGGAACAGAAAGAUCAAAAGAAUUCCCCUACAGUAUUAUAUUUCCUUUUAUCAAAAUAUGGGAUACAGAUGAUUUGUGGAUUUUGCCUGUUAAUGCUUACGCUUUACUACAGGCGCACCACCUUGUUCGUAUUGGACGAUAACAUUGAUUUAUCCCCUUUUAAUUAUUUAAUAUCAUUUCCAAAUGAAAAAAAUUGUGUUUCUUUUCAUUUUUGGGUAAUGACUUGCAACGUUGUGGCAAGGUUAAUUAAGUAAUAUAUUAUUCUCAAAGAGUCUAA